Messenger RNA from Fragaria vesca subsp. vesca, 4954 nucleotides. RefSeq names its product putative disease resistance RPP13-like protein 1-like. The record is from RefSeq and is a predicted model, not a curated record. The transcript has 12 exons. The coding region runs from base 158 to 3595 and encodes 1145 amino acids. Lineage: Eukaryota; Viridiplantae; Streptophyta; Magnoliopsida; Rosales; Rosaceae.
AUCGAUCUGCAACAAGAAAGUCUGUCAUGAUCAUGAUCUAAGAGACUUCGCUCACCUUGUGGAAGAAUUAACGUUGCAAGUGUUUUAGUUGUGAUCUCGCAGAAGAAAUAAUCAACUUUUCAUUUUUCAAUACCAUCGAUUGUACAAAAAAGAAACGAUGGGGGAGGCUGUUCUUGGUGCAUUCCUCCCAGUGCUGCUUGAGAAGUUGGCGGAUCAAGAGAUCACUGAGUACUUCGGACGCCUUAAGGGGGUCGACAAAAAGGUGCUGGAGAAAUGGACUAGAACGUUGACGGCCAUUAAAGCGGUGCUGAUUGAUGCUGAGGAGAAGCAACAAACAGAAAGUGCAGUAAAAGUGUGGCUGGAUGAUCUCAGAGAUUUGGCUUACGAUGUUCAAGAUGUAUUGGACAUAUUUGAUACUAAAAUGCUGAAGCGGAGGAUAGAAAGACAACAAGGAAGCAAAAGCAAGUUAUGGAGCUCACCUUUUAAAGCCAAGUCUAAUUUCACUCUAAACUCGGCAAUUAAGAAAAUAAGUGAUCGACUUGUGGAGAUAACUACUCAAAAGAUGCAGUUGGGUUUGAAGGACCAACUUGGAGUGUCUAAAAAGCCAUGGAAAAUGCCACCCACUACUUCUCAACCUGAUGGACCUGUGAUCGGAAGGGGUGAAGCAAAGAAUAAGAUCCUCUCUGAUUUGCUUUCAAAACAAGAGAAGUAUCAUGUGGUUGGUAUUGUCGGUACUGGAGGACUAGGAAAGACAACACUUGCUAAAGAUGUAUUCAACGAUGCUGCAACUGGCCAGUUUUCCCCAAAAGGAUGGGUAUCUGUGUCAGACGACUUUGACAUUGUAAGGGUGACAGCAGCCGUUUUGGAAUCAGUCACGUCAGCUCCAGUUCAGGAAUUCAAGGAGCUUAACUCAAUUGUAGAGAAGUUAAGUAAGGAAUUGGCUGGCAAGAAGUUUUUAAUUGUUCUUGAUGAUGUCUGGGACACUUGUAGCGAUGGUCAAUGGAAUACACUGCAGGCCUCCUUUCAUGUUGGAGCAGCUGGAAGUAAGAUCAUCGUGACAACACGUGACGCCAAUGUCGCAAAGAUGAUGGGAGAUAGCGGCCCUUAUAACCUGAAGCCGAUGUCAGAAGAUGAUUGCUGGAGACUCUUUCAGUACCAUGCACUCUUAAAUAACAGACCCGAAGAUGUUGAGUUGCUUAAGGAGAAAAUUGUAGAAAAAUGUGAUGGGUUACCGUUAGCUGCAAGGACUCUUGGUGGGCUUUUGCGUUGUAAAGAAGUAGACCAAUGGGAAGACAUAUUAGACCACAAGAUGUGGACACUAUCAGAUCAGAACAAGAAGGAUAUCCUUCCAGCAUUAAAACUGAGCUAUCAUUAUCUCCCUUCGACUUUGAAACGGUGUUUCUCCUACUGUGCAAUACUUCCGAAUGAUUAUGAAUUUGAGGAGAUGCAAUUGGUCUUUUAUUGGAUGGCUGAGGGCUUGAUUCAGCAGCAACCAGAAGAAAACAAACAAAUGGAAGAUUUGGGCCGUGACAAUUUUCAAGAAUUGGUGUCCAGGAGUGCCAACUUAAAGAGCAAGGAAAGGCUUGAAGCCCUAUUUCUUGAAUGGUCUUCUUCGAGUGUCUCAACAGAAGAUGCAGCAAUUGUGCUUGACAUGUUACAACCUCAUAGCAAGCUCAAAAAGCUCACCAUCAAAGGUUAUGGUGGAUCGAAAUUUUCAACAUGGAUUGGGAAUCCUUCAUUCACUAAAAUGGUGGGGGUAAAGUUAGAAGGUUGUAAUCAUUGUCAAUUCUUGCCACCAUUCGGACAGUUGCCUUGUCUCAAAAAACUUUAUAUACAAGAAAUGGAUGCAGUGGAGAGUGUUGGUACUGAGUUUUAUGGAGAAGGUAACUUGCCGUUUCAAGCUUUAGAGACCUUGGAGUUUUGGAAUCUGAAAAAUUGGAAGAAGUGGUCUCCUUGCCAACAAAGUGAGGGGGUUGAAGUUUUCUCUUGCCUGAAAAAGCUUUCCAUCAGGGGCUGCCCCAAAUUGGAGGGUGAUUUACCAGAGAAGCUCGAUUCAUUAGCACAGCUUGAGAUAGAUGGAUGUGAGGAAUUGGUGGUUUCAGUAUCCAAAUACAAACAGCUUCAUGGAUCAAACAUUGAAAAGUGCAAGAUGGUGGUCUAUGACACAAGUACAGUUCAAUUUGACUUACUAGAGAGUUUGACAUUUUCAUAUGUAUCAGAAUUGAGAUUCCAAACAGAGGCGUUCAUGAAAAGCUUGAAAAAUGUUAAAGAGUUGAAGAUCACUGGUUGUGAGGAGCUUACAUGUUGCUUUCAAAAUGAGGAUAGAUUACUGCAACACUUGAUUUCUCUUGGUCGUCUGUAUAUCGAAGACAACUCGAUCCUUGUUGAAAAGCUAGGGAUUGAAGCAGAGCAGUUGGUGCAAUUGCAAAUCCUGGAUUGCAAUAUUGAACGUCUGGAAUUAAGAAAGUGUGGAAGGCUUUUGAUGGUGCCUGAAGGAUAUCAUCACCUUAGAUCACUUCAAGAGCUCCGAAUAAGUCAUUGUUCAAGUCUUGUUUCUUUUCCGGAUGUAGGUCUGCCACCUUGUCUCCAAGUCAUAGUGAUUAAGGACUGCGAAUCUCUGUUGCACUUUGCAAAAUACCAGAUUCCUCCCAGCCUAAAAAGAAUAGGGAUUAAGAGAUGUGGGAAUUUGAAGUCAUUAAUAGAGAAAGAGGAGGAGGUGGGUAACGGUUCUUCUUCUUCUUGUCUUGAGCAUUUGAGGAUAAUAGAAUGUCCCUCUUUGAUGUGCUUAUUAUGCAAAGGUCAAUUACCCAGGUCUCUUGAACAGCUUGAUAUACAGGAAUGUGGACAGCUGGAGCUAAUCAGUGAGAGGUUCCUCGAUGACAGCUGCCAACUCGAGUUAAUUUACAUCUUUGACUGCCCAAACCUGAAAUCCUUACCCGAGGGACUGUGCAAUCUUCAGUCAUUAACUAUUCAGAAUUGUCAAAGUCUUGUUUCGUUGCCGAGAAUGAAUGUGUGGCCAAGACAGAUACGGAUCGGAAAUUGCGAUAAAUUGGAGGUGGCACAGUUGGCGAGAGACAUGAUGCACACCAGUAAUCUUGAAAUACUGACAAUUGAUUACUUUGAAGGUUUGACAACUACAACUUCCUUCCCCACCAACCUAACAUCACUGUCAAUCUGGAAGAUCAAGAACUGUAAGGCGCUGAUGGAAUCUCAAGGGUUGCAGAGACUCGCCUCUUUGACAUAUUUGUAUCUGAGCGGUGAAGAUGAUGGAGGUCUGGUGUCAUUUCCACCUGCUGCUGAGAAUUCAAAGGAGACGGAGAUACUGCUCCCCAGAUCUCUUGUUGAUUUGACAAUUGAAGGCUUCCCAAAUCUAAAGAAACUGAGCAAGGGCUUUCAAAUCCUCACCUCUCUUGAAAAUAUUCGGAUCUUCGACUGUCCGAAGCUUACAACCCUUCCAGUGGAGGAAGGCCUGCCUCUUUUACUUGAGGAACUUGAUAUUGACAACUGUCCUCUACUUGAGCAGAGAUACAAUGGACGAUACCGGCACAAGAUAGCACACAUCCCUUGUGUACGAAUUAAUAGGGAAGUCAUAUAAGAGAAAACCAACACUCCUGGAUCGAGUCGUUUCCAGGCAUUUUGUUACAGCCAGGAUAUAUGGUUCUGAGGCUGCCCUGGGAAUAGUUUUAACAGAGGCUAUUCAAGAUGGGACGGUGGAAAGAGAAAACAUUUUUGUUGCCUCUAAAAUGGUUAUGUUGGUUGAUAACUUGAUAUUGUGGACUUCAAUGGUAGCUUUUUGGCUGGUGCGAAUCUGAUAAUAUUAGUGAUUACUGAGGUUGAUGUACUUCCCAAGGGGGACUGAUUUAAUUUGUACUGGUGAUUGAGUUGCGGAGGACUGGAGGCCGCUGUAAAGAAGAAGCUUAAUGUUAUAAGCAUUCAUCUGAUGAGUUCAAAGUCUUCGGUUGGAGUAGCUAGCUAGCUGGAGUUGCAUCAGAGAUUCAAAAGGAAAAGAAGGGGUGUGACGUGUAUGUUAUGGUGAGCUUUUUGUUACAAACUCAGGGACUCACCUCUUUGAAUUGAACAAGAGAUCUGGGGAGAAGCAUGAGUGAACCCAAAGUCUUAGCACAUUGCCCUCUCAGCACAUUGCCUCCCCCACUACCAGGACCACCUGAGAAUGAGAUCACCAUAAUAAUUCUCUGGUUUCUGGAAGUGGAACAACAAGGCAAGGCAAUUCCAAUGAUUGGAAUGGCUAUUCAAUAUUCUGGGGAGGUCUUGUCAGAGUAGAUGUCUUAAAGGUUCUUCUUGAAACACGUUUAACGUUUUAUGGGCCAAAGAGUCUUCAGAUUCAUAUGGUACCAACUGAUGAGGUGGAUGAAUUUUACCAGAAACACAUUGGAGUCUUACUGACACCUCCAACUGGGAAAGAAAGAGAAGAUGAAUGGAGAGGUCUCGACUCUCAGCGUCAAUUGCAAAUAAAAGUUCAAGACGUGCAAAGGCCAGCAUGUGAUGUCGCUAUAUCAGGCUUAGGGUGGAUUAGUAUUGAACCUAUUUGCAGAUUAUUAAAAAGUUCUGAUUCAAAUUCAGAAAAAACUGCAGGGGAACUGCAUUUAGCUGUGCAUUUCCCCAAGCCAGUCGAAAUAUUUGUUAGGUCUCCAAUCCCAGUGGGUAAGUCUGGAGCAGUGUGGUAUCAGUACCGGGAGUUGACCGAAAAGGAAGAGGAAAAAAGACCAAAAUGGCAUUAUUGAUUCUUGUGUAUGUAUGUAAAAAAGAAACUGAGGUGAGUAGAUAUUCAUACAAACAGACUAUAGAAACAAGUACAAUGCCGAGUGUAGCCUGUUGUACUGAACCAGUCUGUCUGAGAAAAAGAAGUUUUGACUCUUCUAUAUCAUAGAAAUUGCUGUGGAGAACACUUGUAAAACACUAGUUUUACAAUAAGAACCAACAACAGAGCUUUCUC